This is a messenger RNA of Sorghum bicolor (sorghum), 2034 nucleotides long. RefSeq lists its product as uncharacterized. The record is from RefSeq and is a predicted model, not a curated record. Lineage: Eukaryota; Viridiplantae; Streptophyta; Magnoliopsida; Poales; Poaceae. The coding region runs from base 1260 to 1754 and encodes 164 amino acids. The transcript is spliced from 3 exons.
AAGCAAUGCAAAGAGAGUCACAGACUCACACACAGGCCCUUUAGCUGCUCUCACGCAUCGGCUCACUGUCUGUCUACUAGUAAUUAUAUCCCCAUCAAUCCUAAUCAUCGUAACAACUAACACACUUGCAGCACAGAUACACCAUACACAUGCAUGGCAAAUUGACAUGUGAAGGUCUUCUGGCUGUGCUGUGUGUGCCACUAGAGGUGAGGUGAUAAAUCCUGCACACGCAAGUUACCUGACGUGCACCCAUGAUGCCGCGCGCAUCAGAGGCCGGCCGGAUUGGUCCCCUGCACAAAGAAGGCACCUCCCUUCUUUCCACGAGCUGCUUUUCCCUGCGUCGUCGCCCCGCCGGCCGGCCAUUCCACUCCUUUCGCUUUCGUUGCGCUUUGCCGUCAGCUCAAUAGCUCAUACAGCUACAGACUACUACACCGUCCCCUUCCUUACCUUUGAUGAAUCAUUUCCUCCCUCCUCGGCUAUACGGACACUAGUCUUUAUAGGCGGAUCAUGUGGCCUGCUGCUACAGAGUGCGUGCAUGGGAGUGGGGACGAGGACGACUGGGGAGCCGGCCAGCCACUCCUUCCUUGGAGCUCCAUCUCCAACAUGAUUCUGGGAUUAUUUUUUGUAUCAGUCUCGCAGCCUUGCCAUCGCAUCAACUGUUGAAGACGAGCGAGUGUGGCAGCCUUUCUCGCGGCACUCUUUUUGUUCCUCCGAGACUUUACUCUCUCUCUCUCCACAUUGCCACCACCAGAUCAGCUGAGAUCUCACUUUCGACUCAGCCCAGUCACUGGCUUUAAGUAGAGGGGCAGCCGAGCUGGACCUCUCCUUGUAGGUUCCCCUUGGCAUUUGGCGUUCACCACUGGCCUUUCGUGAUCUCAGUCCCAUCCCCAUGAACACAGCCAAAGCAUGCAUAGAGUUAUAGGCCGUCGAUCGCUAGCUCAUUCUUGUCUUCUUCGGUUCAGAGAGGAGGAGCUCAGGGUGCUAGUACUGAAGCCUCUCCGCUUCCAGAACCCCUGAAGGGUGAAUGCAUGGUUCGAAUGAGUUGGAACAUGUGAUCCAUGAUUCUUUGAGACUUCAUAAUUGAUCCUAGAGUGGGCUAGUCAUAGUUCCAGAAAGAAGUCAAGCAUUCAGUCGCUUGCCCUGGAGAGGUUGGUCAACAAAGUGAGUGAAUGUUACACGGCGUGCAGAGAGAUCGACGACGCGACGCCUGAUCGCAAAUAUACGAAGACGUGAGCGCCAAGAUCGCUGAGACGACAGACAUGAGCGGGAUCGGGCAGAGGUCGUCGCGGCCAUGGCCGGGGGACCCCGCGUCCACGCCGUCAGAGCCAGCCGCCGCGGUGGCCGCGGCCGCGGACGCGCGGGGCGAGGCGUCCACGCUCAGGGACUUCGGCACGUCCAUGGACGCCAUCUCCUUCGGGUUCGCGGCCACGGCCAUCCUCAUCUCGCUCUUCCUCCUCAUGGCCAUCUUCGAGCACCUCAUCAAGCCCCGGGCCUUCCCGCCGGACUCCGCCGACGACGACGGCAGGCGUCCGCACGCUGCUGUCCGCCACCGGCAUGGCCGCCGCUCGCCCGGCAAGCUCCGGGGGACGCCCAUGGUGGAGGCGGUGCUGCAGGCGGCGGACCUGUCGGUGCUGAUGCCGGGGCAGCGGUACCCGACGUACCUGGCACAGCCGGCGCCGCUGCCGCCGUCGUGCCCCAGGGAAGGUGUGCAUUGGCCGCCGCACGACCACCACAACUCCUACAUGCCACCCUGAUCUCAUCCUCCACGGCCACGAGAGCAUGUUUAUUUUGACGCACACGGCACACACGCUGUGUCCACCGUGCUCGUUCACUGCGUUGUACUAUAGUGGAGAAGAGGUUGUAAAUGCAGGUGGUCGCGAAUCCGAUAUGGACGUCCUGUCCUUGCUGCCUUCGUUCUGUUCUUGUCCGUAUGCACUGUGCCACUGUCCUCUAGGAUGCCGAAUUCGCCAAAGUCCAGGCGCAACCGUCCAGGUUAACCGGCAAUCAGGGCCGAGAUUAUGCAGCUGUUCCGUC